Vitis riparia (riverbank grape) is the source of this 2001-nucleotide messenger RNA. Its product is annotated as growth-regulating factor 4-like. Gene Ontology annotation, biological process: DNA-templated transcription; regulation of DNA-templated transcription; developmental process. Gene Ontology annotation, molecular function: ATP binding. Lineage: Eukaryota; Viridiplantae; Streptophyta; Magnoliopsida; Vitales; Vitaceae. The transcript is spliced from 4 exons. Bases 285 to 1709 code for a protein of 474 amino acids. Gene Ontology annotation, cellular component: nucleus. The record is from RefSeq and is a predicted model, not a curated record.
UUUUCUCGCUCUAGAAAUGACUAGUCUCAUUUGAGUGUGUUUUUUGUUUUUUCGCUUUUCAAAAACACUUUUGAAAAACACUUUUGCAAUAUCAGUUUCAUUUCGCUUGUCACUCUCUCCUUCUUUAUAGUUCCCCUCGUUCUCUCUCUCUCUCAGUGGUUUCAGAUCUGUUUUUGAUGUUUCUGCAGCUGCAACCCACUCUCUCUCUCUCUCAAACGCAUACUAUCUUUCUAUAAAACGACAAUAGCUUUGGUUUUUAGUCUGUUCCUGAGACCCAUGCGAGAAUGGAGGCACAACCGCUUCGGUGUAUUGCUUCUGGAGACUCGGGGACGAGCUGGGACACGGCAUCACCAUCGAUUAAGCUUGGUCUUGGGAUUGGUGUUGGCUCUGGGCAGAGCACUGUGAUCAAGCAAAGAAAGUCUGGGUUCACGCCUGCACAGUUGCGUGAGCUUGAGCAGCAAUCUCUCAUUUCGAAGUACAUGGUAGCUGGUCUCCCUGUUCCUGUUCAUCUUGUUCUUCCAAUUUGGAAGAGUGUGGCAAGCUCUUUUGGGUCCACUGACGGUGGGAUUUAUAAGCAAUACCCAAGUUUCAUAGGUUUCAGUCCUCAGGGAUUUGAUUGUAGGAACGUCAUGGAUCCUGAACCAGGAAGGUGUAGGAGAACAGAUGGGAAGAAAUGGAGGUGCAGUAAGGAUGUGGUUCCAGACCAGAAGUACUGUGAGCGGCACAUGCACCGUGGCCGCCAGCGUUCAAGAAAGCCUGUGGAAGCUCCUGCAAUUGCUUCUCAUGUUACAAGACCAACCUUCAAUUCGAGUAUGGAGUCCGAGAGUUCAAAAACCGAUCUCACCAUUGCAGUCCCCCUAAGUCUUCAACUCAUGGCCCCCUCUUCCAAUAAUACCAGCACUGGCAAUAACACUGCCACCACCACCACCACCACCACCACCACCACCACCAACAACAACAACAGUAAUCAAAGAGAGAACAAUUUCAGUGGAAAUAAACAGACCUCUGCUGCCACUGCCACUGCCAUUAGCGACAAAGAAAGGAACUACUUUAAUGGCAACAAAAACUUCAACACUACCUCAUUGGCCUUAGCAGCCAUUACCAAGAAUGAAAGCAGUAACAAUGCUAAUGACAGUAAAGACUUUACCACCAUUAUGAACAUGGCUGUUUCCACCACCUCCAGCAAGAACAGCAAAAGGAAAAGAACUGAUAACAUGGAUGAGGAAAAUGGUCGCAACCGUGCCAGUGACAACAACAUCAACAGAAGCAGAAACAAUGGAAACAACAAUAAUGUUGGUAGUAAUGUGUCUCCAGGAUUGGACUUCUCCCCUAAGAGUGUUCUUCAAGUUAUGGGUUGCAGUAGCUCAUGCUUCGAUUACAGAAACUAUGCAGAACCUGAACCGGGGAGAUGCAGAAGAACAGAUGGGAAGAAAUGGCGAUGUAGCAGAGAUGUUGUCCCUGAUCAGAAAUAUUGUGUCCGGCACAUGCACAGAGGUGCCAAAAAACAUGUUGGAGUCUCUCAAUCAGUUGCAGUUUCAGCUGCCAUUCAUAGUAAUUGCCGUCCCCCUACCAUACCCAACAAAACUCGCAUUUCCAUAAAUUUGAACACCAAUCUCUCCAUCUCAAUCCCAGCAAAUCCCCAAACAAUAUCCCAUGACGGAGAAAGUCCUACUGCCAGCAGCAGCAGCGAAACCACAAUCACCAAUUAAACUAGUAACCUUUCAUAGAUGUUGGGCUCUUGCCAUAAUAUGCUGAGUGGAAUACUGAACCUCCUUGGUAUUUUCCUUUUGCCCCCCUUCUUGGUUUUACCCUUGGUUCUGAGACCAGUUUCUGAUCCUGAACAUGGAAAACAGGGUUUCUUUCAUUUUUUUUUUUUUUUUUUUGUUCUUUUAAUGGGGAAAGACAUUUUUUUGGGCACUAUAUAUCCUUUGAAAAUGUUGAUUUUGUUCUGCUUAAAUGUCAUGUUUGUUUUGUAUAUAUAUGCCAUUGCUUCCUUCUAUA